Molecule: messenger RNA, 1914 nt
Organism: Henningerozyma blattae CBS 6284
Lineage: Eukaryota; Fungi; Ascomycota; Saccharomycetes; Saccharomycetales; Saccharomycetaceae
Exons: 1
Coding region: 1-1914 (637 amino acids)
Cellular component (GO): cytoplasm
Molecular function (GO): protein phosphatase regulator activity; protein phosphatase 1 binding
Source: RefSeq, a predicted model, not a curated record
AUGACUAAUUAUAUUUUAUGCUUGUUAGAAGGUCCAAUCUUUAAUAUUCACCCUCUUUUACGUGAAAGGUAUAAUUUGCUAUGCCAAUUCAAAGUUACUAAAUUUCAAAAGGAAAAAUUAAGAGAUUUUGAGCUAUCUUUUAAUUUCAAAUUCUCAAAGUCAGCAAGAGAUCCUAUUAGUUUUAAAAAUAAUCUAUAUGAUUCUAAAUUACAAUUAAAAGUCUUUCAUUCAUUAAAGGUUUUAAUUAAUAAUACAACUCAAGUUUAUACCUUUUAUCUAAAUAAAAUUGAAAAUGCUGGUACAGUUACUUCGAUUUCACCAAAAACAGUGUUAUUGAUAGAAAAUUCUAUCAAAGAAAUUAUUGAAUCAAAAGAAAUGGAUCUAAGUUUGGAUUUGGUUAUUGAUAGUCAAAACCUAAAUGAUUUUGAAAAUCAUUACUUACAAUUGGAAGUUAUAUCAAAGUUUUUAAAAUGUUUAGACAAAAACGUCUUACAGAAAAUUCAAAACAAUUUAGAGAGUAUCGAUACAUUUUUAACAGAUAGAAACAUAAUUCGAAAUGAAAUGAAUCAUGAUAUCCAAUUAGAUUUAAAACUAAAAGCUUAUCAAUUAUAUGCAUGUAUCAUUCGUUUAUAUCAUAUUUGGUCAAUGGUCAGUUCAAUAUUUAGACAAUUUUAUUAUCCCAACAGGCAAUAUUUCGAUGAUCCAAUUACAAAAUUAAAUGCUAAAAAUUCUUUUGAUUUCAAAAUCUUAUUAGAAAAUUUAGAACUAAUAUGUGACUCAAAUAAGAAAUCUAAAAAAUUAAAAGAUUUGGAAAUUUGUUUGAACAAUUUAUCUAAGCUUCUCAACGGAAACAGUAUCGUGAAUAACUAUAAAAAUAUCAGCUCUAUCCAUAUACAACAACUUAAGACUAUUUAUGAUGAAACUGUCAUCCCAAAUUUAAGAAAAAUUUUAGUGGAAAUAAAAUUAAUGAAACGUUGGUAUAUGAUUAUACACUAUAUUCAAGAUAAUGAAAUAAAAAACAAUGAAAAGUAUUCAAACUUAAACGAAGAUCAAAUAUUAAAGUUAUUGAAUGAUAAAUUGAAAAAGGAUAAGAUAAGAACCUCAAAGAGAUUAACCAGAACAGAAUCAAAUCAUCCUACUCUUCAAUCUGCUUAUGUAUUAUCAGCUACAUCUUCAAAGAUAAAUAGCUUACCGAAUGAUUCUCUAAAAUUAUCUACCUCUCUAUUAAAUCCAACUUCGAAAGGAAAGGUAAAACACUUGGAAAAUCGAAAAAUGAUUAAUGCAAAUUUAAAUAAUAAGAGAAAUGAAUCUGUAACUUCUAAUUCACCAGAGUCUCCAUUGCGGUCCCCAUUGUCAUCACCUACAUUAAAAAAUGCAAAAAAUGGUAAUUUUGUAUUAACUAGUUCUCAGAUAAUAGAUUCAAACAGGAUAACUCAAGAAUCCAGUAAAAAACAUCUAAGAGCAAUUUACUCCAAAGAAUCUAAUCAAAGACAUUUCAAGCCAACGACACAGUCACUAAGAGAGGAUCCUAGACCAAAAGCCUACAUCUCGCUAUCCCCUAGAUCCUUCUCUAUGAGUAAUAUCCCUAUUCAAAAAUUUCAAACAAGAGAGAACAGCUACUAUUACAAUGAGAAAAGAAAAUUAAAUGAAAUUAAAUCAGGAAAAACUUUGCAUAAUGCAGAUAUUCAGAAACAAACUGAUGACUCAGUACCAAGAUAUUUACCAUCUUUAGUGGAGACUUCCGCCGUUGUGGGCUUAAACAUAUCUUCAUCCACUCUAUUUUCUCCAUCUUCUCCACCAAUUAAAAAAGUAAGAUUUGCAACUAUUGCUACCGUUGUUAGUGGCGACGUAAAUGGCCCUGUUCUACAUACUGAACAAUUAUUUAAGGACACUAAAGAAGAAAUAACUUCAUGA